CUGCACACCGGGAAAUCCAUUUACCUUGAGCCGCAGCCACAGCUAGCCCGCCUACCGCUGACGAGCCUAUCUAGUAGGCAGGGAUCAAACGGGACGUGUUUAAGAUGAAUAAAUACAGUCAACGUUUAAUACCUGUCAUGUGCAGGUAUCGAAACACCAUGGUGUAAAGUAGCACGCCAUUAGUUCCGUAGAGAUUCUUGGAUCAUAACGUGUCUUUGGUGGUCUUUUGAAGCAAAUCGUCCCAUGUUAUGGAAGCGACGCGGAGGUCAGUCUGGCGGGCUGUCAUCACUUUCAUAAACAAGCCUGCUGGUCUGGUAGAUAUCUUUCGACAUUGAGACAUUGACGCAAUCAUGCCGGGGAAGUUGAAAGCCAAAAUUGUUGCGGGGCGCCACUUGCCCGUAAUGGACCGAGCCAGUGACCUUACCGAUGCAUUUGUGGAGGUCAAGUUCGGUAACACAACUUUUAAAACGGAUGUCUAUCCCAAGUGUCUAAACCCACAGUGGAACUCAGAAUGGUUCAAAUUUGAGGUUGAUGAUGAGGACCUGCAGGAUGAGCCACUGCAGAUCACAGUCCUGGACCACGAUACAUACAGUGCUAACGACGCCAUAGGGAAAGUGUACAUCGACAUCGACCCCUUGCUAUGCAGCGAGGCAGCCUCCGUCAUCUCUGGCUGGUUCCCAAUCUACGACACAAUCCAUGGUAUCCGAGGAGAGAUCAACGUUCUCGUCAAAGUGGAUCUUUUCAACGACUUGAACCGCUUCAGACAGUCCUCGUGUGGGGUCAAAUUCUUCUGCACUACAUCUAUUCCGCUGUGCUAUCGAGCUGCCAUGGUCCAUGGGUUUGUGGAAGAGCUGGUGGUGAACGAAGACCCAGAGUACCAGUGGAUCGACCGCAUCAGGACCCCCAGAGCCUCCAAUGAAGCCCGCCAGAGGCUCAUUUCCCUCAUGUCUGGGGAGCUCCAGAGGAAGAUCGGGCUGAAGGUAUUGGAGAUGGGCGGGAACGCCGUGGUGGGCUACCUGCAGUGCUUCGACCUGGAGGGCGAGUCCGGCAUCGUGGUCCGGGCGAUCGGCACUGCCUGCACGCUGGACAAACUCAGCGCCGGGGCCAACGCCAACGCACACACGCACCCCAACACCGCCCCGGCCUCCAACGCCUGCAACUCCCCGUCCAAGGACAGCAAGGAGCCUGUGUUCAGUGAGGACCCGCCCACGGCCCUCGGCCCCCUGACUCCCCUUCGAGUGCCCCCCUCCUCCUCUCCUCCCCCCUCCUCCUCCUCCAAGCCCUGCAGUCGGCAGUCCUCCUCAUCUGACACUGACCUCAGUCUGACGCCCAAGAUGGGUAUGGGCAGCGGCGGCAGCGUGGGCAAGGAGGCGGGACCUCUGAAGAUGCUCCUGAGACAGCAGACGCAGACGGCCCUGGAGCAGAGGGAGUUCCCCUUCUUCACCCUGACCUGCUUUCCGCCCGGCUUCCUGGUGCACGUUGGGGGAGUGGUCAGUGCGCGCUCGGUCAAACUCCUGGACCGCAUUCACAACCCUGAUGAACCGGAGACCCGGGACGCCUGGUGGGAAGAGAUCCGCCAGGAGAUCAAGUCCCACGCCAAAGCGCUGGGCUGCCACGCCGUGGUGGGCUAUAGCGAGAGUACCAGCAUCUGCGAGGAGGUGUGCAUCCUCUCCGCGGCAGGGACGGCCGCCAUAUUGAACCCUCGCUACAUGCGCGAGGGAUGUCUGGACAUCGGCAGCGGUGACCACAGGUUUGACGAGCCGUCGCCCCCUAGCUGUGGCUUCUGCCACAUCCCCUAUGACGAGCUCAACAUGCCCUUCCCAGCCCAGCUGACCUACUGCUACCAGUGCAGACGACAGAAGGUUCCUGAUGUUCUAUUCACCACCAUCGACCUGCCAACAGAAGCUGCCGUGUCCGGUAAAGGCUGCCUCAUACAAGCUAGAUUGUGUCGUCUGAAGAAGAAGGCGCAGGGGGAGGUGAACGCCACGUCCAUCUCCAACCUGCUGCCCUUCAUGGAGUACGAGCUCCACACUCAGCUCAUGAACAAGCUGAAGCUGCGCAGCAUGAACGCCCUCUUCGGCCUCCGGAUACAGAUCAGCAUCGGGGAGAACAUGCUGCUGGGAUUAGCUUCGGCCACAGGGGUGUACCUUAGCGCACUGCCGACGCCGGGGGGGAUCCAGAUCGCGGGGAAGGCCUCAGGGGACCUGAGUAACGAGCAGCACGUCCUGAGCAUUCAGAAGCGGAUCAACGACGCCAUGGCCAAGAACAAAGAGAUGUACCACAUCAACCCGCCGGAGCUGAGCGAGGAGGCCGCGGGCUCGCCCAUCCCGGAGCCCAAGCAGCGCUCCCGGCUCUUCCGCUCUCAAUCGGAGAGCUCGGACGAACUCUCUGAACUGGACCUCUCCCACGGCAAGAAGGACGCCUUUGUCCUGGAGAUCGACGACACCGACGCGGUGGAGGACAUCCACUCCCUCCUGACUGAUGCCCCUCCCCCAGCCGGCUUCUACAGCUGUAACACGGAGGUGAUGCCGGGGGUUUACAACUGGACCUCUGGACUACAGAUGUUUACGUCAGUGAGGGUCUUACGGUUGAGCAACGCCAAUCUCACCAACCAAAGCCUCAACAAGAUCUUCACUGACAUGUGUGAGAAUCUGCUGAAGAGUCUGUACUUCAAGCUCCGCUCCAUGAUCCCGUGCUGUCUGUGUCACGUCAACUUCACGGUCGCCGUGCCAGAGGACGAACUCAUUCAGGUGGCGGUAACGGCGGUAGCCAUGAGUUUCGAUAAGGAGCCGAUCCUGGAGAAGCUAGGCGACAGGGCCGUUUUCAAAGGAGCGGGCGAGAACGAGGACCAGCUGCAGUUCCCCAUGGAGCUCUGCGCCGAGUCUGCCUCCGUCGCCAUCAGCAACCUGACAGCCAAAUUCACAGGUGUCCCAGAGUACGCCGGCGGUCCGUCCAGAGCUACCUCGGUUGAUUACGGUUCCUUUGCAGACAGAUGCAGCACCUGGCUAGAGCUGAUUAGGCUGAAAGCUCACAUAAGACGAGGAUCAGUUAAGACAAGUAGGAGGACUCAGUCGCUAGCCCCCCCUCCGGAGGGGCGGUCCCGCUCGCUGCGCUCCACGCGCUCCUCGGGCGGCGGGGGGGGGGCACGGCGGUCAACCGUGGUGAAGAUGACGCCCCUGUCCUUCCUGCCCGGCACGCGGCUCAUCAAGUACCUGGGCAUCAUCAACAUGUUCUUCAUCCGCGAGACCACCUCGCUGCGGGAGGAGGGCGGUGUGAGUGGCUUUCUCCACACGUUCAUAGCGGAGGUGUUCGCGAUGGUGCGUGCGCAUGUGGCCGCCCUGGGGGGCAACGCCGUGGUCUCCUACAGCAUGAAGGAGUGUGUGUUCAUGGAGAACCCCAACAAGAACCAGGCUCAGUGUCUCAUCAACGUGAGCGGCGACGCAGUCGUCUUCGUCCGUGACACGGACCAAGAGGCCACGCCCACUCUGAUCCACACGUCCUGCGGCGGGACGGACGGGCCUACUUGAAUCCCUCAAGAACCCCAUCAGGGCAGGCAACCUUUCCCUCCGUCCAAACACAAGGGAUCCGUCACUCAAAGUCAACUUCCAAAGGCCAGGGCAACACUCUUUGUCUCUCUGCUUCUUUUCUUUAACUUUUUUUUUUAUUACAACAUUUGUAUGUGCUCCUGAGGUGAACGUCCUGGACUUCUGUCGACAACGGGUAGUAAGAGAUCUGGCCUACAUCCAUCCACACAGUUGAAAGCCUUUUGGUUUUGACGGCUUGUGUUUUUUGCGUCAUCCAUUGGGAGCGGACACACGAAGCUUCCUUUGCUUGGGUUUCAUCCCCAACGCAGAGCCGCUGUCGCUCGCACCCGACUAUAAAGGGACUAGAUGGGUCCGUCGUGGAGGAUUCAUUUCAGAUUUUAACCUGCCCUGCUCUGGUCAAGAGUAUUAACAACAAACUAGAUCCCCAUCGCUAAUGGAACUCUACUAACUUGUUCUAGAAUAUUGGUAACUCACAACUGUGUGACAUUGAACUAAGACUGGUCUCCGAAGAUGCUUGUUUACCUGGAGUACACUUGUACUAAACAUCCAAACAUGCCCCCUUGUGGGCAAAGCGUCGAUCACUUGACUGAUUUGACAUCAUAUACCAGCCAAUUUUACCAGCCAAUCUACCAUGUUGUGUUCUUUGUCAAAUUGCAUUUACUUUGUGUGUGUUUGGUACCAGCCUGCUUAAGUAGUAUCACAUAGAUGCCUCCAUUUGUUCAAGUCUGGGAACCGUUUGAGUGUGUUCAAGUGACACAAGGCUCCUCCAUAUAAUAACUCAAUGCCUUUAGAUAAUAUUUCAGAAUUAUAAAUAAUUCAUUGUACAAUAGAUUCAUUAUGAGAAUAUACGUUUAGAGGAUGCCGACCACUUGUUGAUUUUAACUGUUUCACUUUUGUUGGACAACGUGGAGCUGUUUGUCGCAAUGUUUAGCCACAAAAAAUUCAAACUGUAGUGUACAAAUUGGUCCAAAAUCUCUUCUUUUUUUACUGAAAGACAACAUCUCUAUACUACUGAACUAGCCAAUGUUAAUAUCGUCUGAUGCUGGAAAAACAUAUAUAUAUACGGUCAAUAGCCUAAUAUUAUCUAGUCUGUGGCGCAAUACAUAUUUUAUGUGAUUUAAAAAAAUAUAUAGUAUUUUGUAAGAAGAAAUUACAUUGGUAAACUGACUGCUCAUUUUGCAUGUGCAACUAGGUCCUGAUAUUUUGACUCAUAUUGUGUCGGAAUGCCGGUACACUUGAAUGAUGUUAAAGCAGUAACAAUUCAAUUUGAAACUUUGUUGGAAACUUGAAUGUACAUAGAUUGCUUUGUGUUUAGCACAAUGCAGAAUCACUUCAUCAUGAUUCAGCUUGGUUGCCUCUCAUGUCUUGCACAAUAAACUCAUUUGAAUACCA
Messenger RNA from Gadus macrocephalus (Pacific cod), 4937 nucleotides. RefSeq names its product C2 calcium dependent domain containing 5 (gene c2cd5). Gene Ontology annotation, biological process: protein localization to plasma membrane; intracellular protein transmembrane transport; positive regulation of protein targeting to membrane. The record is from RefSeq and is a predicted model, not a curated record. Gene Ontology annotation, molecular function: calcium ion binding; calcium-dependent phospholipid binding. Lineage: Eukaryota; Metazoa; Chordata; Actinopteri; Gadiformes; Gadidae. Gene Ontology annotation, cellular component: plasma membrane.